AAUGAAACUUAGGGGGGUGUAUUGGAUUAGGAUUUCAUGACAUUUUUUUGGAUUUCUGAAAUCCGAGGGUAUUCGAUUGGGAUUUGAAAAAAUGCUUUAAAAUCUACAGGUAUUCGAUUGGGAUUCUUAAAAAUCAAUCAAAAUCUCGAGGUAUCCAAAUAUUCAUGGAUUUUAUUGCAUCGCUGAUUUUGAAGCAUUUGGAGAAGAUUUUAUAUGUAUAAUUUGCAUCAUCAAAUCAGGCAUCAGGAGCUUUCACUAUCUCUUCACUGGCUUUCUUCUCUACAGAUAGAGGGAGAACUUGAAAAGAAUUCGAUUUUCACCAAAUAGGCUCUCUGCUCUUAAAAAUCGAGGCUCUUGAUAAUGGAAAAUGAGAAAAUUCUGGAGAAUAAAAUUGACGAAGAAGAGAUGGAAGAAGAGAUGGACGAUGAAUUUUAUGAGACGGUUAAGUAUUUACUGAUGAUUAUUGAUGCAAUUUUGAAUGUCUUGAGAGAUUAUUUAAGCAUGAUACAUGAACCUAUCCACCGUUCUCUUACAAGACGGCCAGUAACGAGACUCGGGUAUCAUUUUGUUAAUAAUUUGAUGAAGGAAGAUCCACAUAAUUUUCGUGAAUUACACAGAAUGUAUCCUAAUAUCUUUCUCAAGCUGUGUAAUAUCAUAAGAGAAGGAGCUUCUUUGGAAGAUACAAGAUUUGUAUCUGUUGAAGAAAUGGUAGCUACCUUUCUACUAAUUGUGGGACACAAUGAUCGCUAUUGUAAUGUUAGGCAAAGAUUUAAUCGCUCACACUUUGCAACCAGUACAAAUUUUAAUAAAGUUCUGAAGGCUUUGAACACUAUAGCACCACAAUUGAUGGUAAAGCCUGGAGGUGUUUCUCCUAAAAUUUCAGAGAGUACAAGAUUUUAUCCUUAUUUUAAGGACUGUGUUGGUGCUGUUGAUGGAACUCAUAUCCCAGCUAUGGUACGAGGUCGGGAAGUAAGUAGCUACCGUAAUCGGCAUGGUUUUAAUUCUCAAAAUGUUUUAGCUGCUUGCAACUUUGAUUUGGAAUUCAUAUACGUGCUUAGUGGGUGGGAAGGUUCCGCACACGAUUCAAAAUUGUUAAAUGAUGCAUUAUCAAGAAGAAAUGGGCUUGAAGUUCCCCAAGGAAAAUAUUUUCUUGUAGAUUGUGGAUUUGCUAAUCGUCGUCAGUUUUUAGCUCCUCUGCGUGGUGUCCGAUAUCAUCUAAAAGAUUUUGAUGGCGAAGGCCGUCAUCCAAGAAAUGCAAAUGAGCUCUUUAAUCUUCGUCAUUCAUCUCUGAGAAAUGUGGUUGAGAGAAUUUUUGGUGUAUUCAAGUCAAGAUUCACGAUAUUUAAAGUUGCAGCUCCAUUUUCAUUUCAAACACAAGCAGAGUUGGUAUUAGCUUGUGCCGGAUUACAUAACUUUCUUCGAAAAGAAUGCCGCUCUGAUGAAUUUCCGGUUGAAAGUACAGAUGACCAAUUUUCAGACAUGGAUGAUCAUGUUUAUGAACCAAAUCUUUUAAGUCAACAACAACAACGGGAAGAAGCUAAUAACUGGAGAGCUACCAUUGCAAAUGCGAUGUGGAAUAAUAGACCAAGAAACACCACUACAAACGAGGAGGAGGAGGAAGGGAAUAAUGAGGAGGAAGGGGAUAAUGAGGAAGAGAAUGAUGAAGAACACAUGGACUUAUGAGUAACUUAGAUAUUUAUUCUCUUAUUAAAUAUUAUUUUUAAUAGCAUUUUCUAAUAUAAAUGGUUUUUUUAAAAAGACAAGUAUGUCUUUUUUAUAAUAAAAUAUUAUAUUUUAUAUUA
This is a messenger RNA of Daucus carota subsp. sativus, 1802 nucleotides long. RefSeq lists its product as uncharacterized. NCBI's taxonomy places the organism in Eukaryota, Viridiplantae, Streptophyta, Magnoliopsida, Apiales, Apiaceae. The transcript is spliced from 7 exons. The record is from RefSeq and is a predicted model, not a curated record. The coding region runs from base 361 to 1683 and encodes 440 amino acids.